This is a messenger RNA of Linum tenue, 4329 nucleotides long. The record is from the annotation of a GenBank genome assembly. NCBI's taxonomy places the organism in Eukaryota, Viridiplantae, Streptophyta, Magnoliopsida, Malpighiales, Linaceae.
CUGAACCUCUCCUCGCCCGGAAAAAAAGUAACCACUGCCGGGAUCGUCUUGUAUUCGCCGGCGUCUGAAGCGGAUGAGUCCGAGCUCAUAUUCUCCGGCCAUUGUUGCUGCGGCAGAAUGAAAUUAGUGAGAACUGAAAGUUGCUGCCUUUAUUCUCCGGCCAUUCCAGGCCUCACUCGAAUGAUGUGAAACCAUUCAGAAUUUUGAAGAGUGUCCUUUAAACCCUUACUAAUUCCCCCUGUCGCCAUUGGAACACUCCCAAGUCUCAACCUUUUUUCUACAACCAGUUAUUCAGAGAGAGCAAUGAGAAGAUGGGUCGCUAAGACCCUUCUGUCUCGUGCCGUUCCCUUUCAAAUCCCUCAUUCCUCGAUUACUACUCCCUUCUCCCAUUUUUCUCCGAUUCUCGCCCCCAGAUUGCUCUCCACUUCUCCCCCCGACACUCUAGAAGGUUUGGUCGACCCAGAGGACCCUUUUUUGCUGGAGAGUUCGCGGCCGGCGGAGUCGAUUUCGAGCGAAGAAUUCGCUCUUCUGCGGGAUUCUUUGUUGAACCCUGAUUCUGCUGGACAGCAGCAGUCGCGACCAGCUGGUAAGCAUUCAGACGAGGCAUUUCUAGUUGUUGAUGUAAUCGCGACUUGUAAUGAUCAGUUCGGGAAAGAAACCCAGAAGUUGCUUAGGCAGCAUAGGGACAAGUUAAGCGAAACUUUGGUUAUUGAGGUUUUGAAUUUGGUCAGAAGCCCUGAACUGGGCGUUAGAUUCUUCAUAUGGGCAGGUCGUCAAAUUGGGUACUCGCACAGUUUAGCUGUGUACAAUGCGUUGCUAGAGUUGCUGCAGAGGAACAACCAUGGCAGUACUGAUGAUAGAAUACCGGAGCAGUUCUUGCUGGAGAUUAGAAAUGAUGAUAGGGAAGUACUUGGGAAAUUGCUUAAUGUGUUGAUUCGCAAGUGUUGUCGAAACGGUAUAUGGAAUGUUGCUUUGGAGGAGCUGGGUAGACUUAAGGAUCAUGGCUACAAGCCCUCGAGAUCGACUUACAAUGCUUUGGUUCAAGUGUUUCUGAAAGCAGAACGGUUAGACACUGCUUCGCUGGUUCAUCGGGAAAUGUUGGGUUCAGGGUACACCAUGGAUGGUUAUACCUUGGGCUGUUUUGCAAAUUCUCUUUGUAAAGCUGGGAAGUGGAGAGAGGCCUUGAAGUUGAUCGAGGACGAGGAGUUCAAACCUGAUACUGUGCUUUUCACCAACAUGAUAUCUGGAUUGUGCGAAGUAUCUCAGUUUGAAGUAGCCAUGGAUUUCUUAACCAGGAUGCGUGUGUAUUCUUGUAUUCCAAAUGUAUUGACUUUCAGGAUUAUGUUAUGUGGGUGCUUGAAGAAGAAGCAGCUCGGUAGGUGUAAGAGAAUUAUCAGCAUGAUGAUCACAGAGGGUUGUUAUCCGAGUCCAGCCAUUUUUAACUCUUUGGUUCAUGCUUAUUGCAAGUCUGGAGAUUAUGCUUAUGCCUAUAAGCUUCUUAAGAAGAUGCCAAAAUGUGGGUGCCAACCGGGGUAUGUAGUUUACAACAUUUUCAUCGGCAGUAUUUGUGGUAUUCAGGAGAUGCCUGAUAUGAGUGUGCUGGAGUUGGCUGAGAAGGCGUAUAAGGAAAUGCUUGAUACAGGGGUUGUACUGAAUAAGGUUAAUGUUAGCAAUCUUGCAUUGUGUCUUUGCAAUGCUGGGAAAUUCGAAGAGGCGUAUAGUGUCAUUAGCCAAAUGAUGAGCAAGGGGUUUAUUCCUGAUACCAGUACGUAUUCAAAUGUCAUUACUUAUCUUUGUAAUGCAACCAAAGUAGAGAAGGCUUUUCUAUUGUUUCAACAAAUGAAGAGAGAUGGCGUUCCACCGGAUGUUUAUACUUAUACGACGUUGAUCGAUAGUUUCUGUAAGGCUGGUCUACUGGAGCAAGCUCACCGGUGGCUCAAUGAAAUGGAGAAAGAUGGUUGUGCCCCUAAUGUAGUAACUUACACAACUCUUAUUCAUGCUUACCUUAAAGCAAGGAAGGUCUCUACUGCCAAUGAAGUUUUCGAGGUAAUGUUGUCUAAGGGCUCAGUUCCUAAUGUUAUUACAUAUACAGCCUUAAUCGACGGGCAUUGUAAAGCGGGUGACAUUGAAAAGGCUUGUCUGAUAUAUGCAAGAAUGAAGAAGGAUAAGGCUGAGAAUUCAGAAAUAGACUUAUAUUUUAGGGUUGAUGACCCAGAUUCCGAGGAACCCAAUCUUUUCACAUAUGGGGCAUUGGUCGAUGGUUUGUGCAAAGCUCAUAAGGUCAAAGAAGCACGUGAUUUGCUAGAGGCAAUGAUGACAAAAGGUUUUCAGCCCAAUCAUAUAAUAUAUGACGCCCUUAUAGAUGGAUGUUGUAAGGUUGGUAAUCUAGAUGAAGCACAAGAAGUGUUUACCACGAUGAUCGAACAUGGUUACAAUGCAAAUGUAUAUACAUACAGUUCAUUGAUAGAUAGGUUGUUUAAAAAUAAAAGAUUAGAUCUCGCCUUGAAAGUCUUGUCCAAAAUGCUCGAGAAUUCUUGUGCACCAAAUGUUGUUAUCUAUACUGAGAUGAUUGAUGGUCUGUGCAAAGUUGGAAAGACCGACGAAGCAUAUAAACUUAUGGUCAUGAUGGAAGAAAAGGAGUGUUUUCCAAAUGUUGUGACCUAUACAGCAAUGAUUGAUGGCUUUGGGAAAUUGGGAAGAGUUGAUAAAUGCCUUUGGUUAUUUCAAAAGAUGACUUCCAAGGGCUGUGCUCCGAAUUUUGUCACUUACAAGGUUUUGAUAAAUCAUUGUUCUGCAGCUGGUUAUUUGGAUGAAGCUCUUAAGCUUUUGCAAGAGAUGAAAGAGACUCACUGGCCAAGGCAUGUAGCAGGGUAUCGUAAAGUUAUCGAAGGUUUCAGUAGAGACUUUAUUGCUUCUCUGGGGCUGUUGGAUGAGCUGAGUGAGAAGGAAUCCGUGCCAGUUGCCCCUGUUUACAGGGUUCUGAUAGACAAUUUUACUAAGGCUGGAAAGCUAGACAUAGCUCUAGAACUGUACAAAGAAGUCUCGCCUAUUUUGUCAUCAUCAGAUGCUAACCGGAUUAUGUAUGUUUCUUUGAUCGAGAGCCUUUCACUUGCAAAUAAGGUUGAUAUGGCUUAUGAGUUGUAUGCAGACAUGAUUGGGAAAGGUAUUGUUCCGCAGCUAAGCACAUUUGCUCACCUUAUCAAGGGUCUGCUGAGAUUAAACAAAUGGGAUGAAGCAUUGCACUUGUUAGAUGGCAUUUGCCAGAUGGUAGGUGGAAUUACUGCCAUUGAAGGAGGUUGGAUUCCUCCUCUUCGAAGUGAGCCAUCUUUUGAAGAUUGAAGGAAGCGUAAGAUUCAAUGUUUACUAUGUGAAGAAGCAAACUGGUCUGCUAGCACCAGAAGUUCAAUGCAGGCAGACCACUGGUUGAUAGACGACUUCUGUGCAGUAACACAGAAUGGUUUCAUGAUCUGGGUUGCUAAGCUUGCUGCCUCCUGGGCUCACUUAGGCGGCCGUAAUGGUUAUCAACCAGAGGGUUCAAAAUGAUAGAAGAGCAAGCGAGAGCCUGAAAGAAUCUGUUGUGGAAGUGGAUCAUUCCUGGUGUAUACAAUACCCUAUCGUGCAGAUGGUUUUAGAGACCAUUUUUUCUCCAAUAUGCCAUCGGAGAUUUGAGAGAGAACUGGCGGAGAUGGAUUUUAGAAACUUGAUUUCAUGGUUCCUGUUGAGACUCGUGGUAACCACUAUUACAUUUGAUGAACCUUCCAAGCAUCUAUGCCGAGUCUUUCAAGGCCACGGCUAAACAAAGUUGUAUGUAAAGAAGGUACACCCAUUUGAGCCCAGCCUACAUGGUGGUAUAGUCUGGACGAUCGAGUUUCAGCUGGGCGUCAUUAGCAGCCUGAUGAAUGAUGAUGCAUUUCAGGAUGAAAACGAUCGAGUUUGCAAGGUGCUCAUACAUUGAACGUAGGCGGUAAAGUAAUGGAUUGACUUUGGUUAGCAGGUUUGUUUACACCAAGGCAAUGCCACAAUGAUCAACUCGGCCUAGUUUCUUUUUGUGGCUGCGGCUGUUGUAGUUGCUAUAAUAUUGAGGCUAAUGCUGCUGAGCAGAUGUUGAUAUUUCAAUCAUCAGCAUAGAUCAUGUAAUUUACAUUCAUAUAUAUUGUUACAAGGAUCAUUAUUCAUCCUCGUCUGAAUAAAAUACAGCCAUUUGAGACGAUCCACAGUUGGUUUCCUGUAUAUGGGAGACCUAUGUUGGCUGCAGAUUCUUUUGGACAGAUUGGCACUACAGAAAUCUGGUUACACUAUUCCUCACCUGACUCCUAAAAGACUUCAUAU